Molecule: messenger RNA, 3978 nt
Organism: Ceratina calcarata
Lineage: Eukaryota; Metazoa; Arthropoda; Insecta; Hymenoptera; Apidae
Product: TATA-box-binding protein-like
Exons: 2
Source: RefSeq, a predicted model, not a curated record
UGUCCCCUAUGUUUGCCGCUGUGGCUCUCGUGGUUGUGGUUGAUUGUUGGUGUGUUCUCCAAUUACGUCAUUGGUGAACAGGAGGCACCGGCACCUCCGGCACCACACCAUCACCUUCAACAGCAAAUCCAGCAGCAACUUCUCGCUACCCACGCCUUUAUGGCGACGAAUCCGUACCUGACCGGUAUGCCGCAGGUUGGCAACACGUACAGUCCGUAUUUCGCGCCCAGCCCGAUCAUGCCCACGAUCAUGGGUCCGGCGGACCCCACUGGAGUCGGAAGCCCGUUGGGCGUGGUGCCGCAGACGGUGGCGAUGCCGCAGAAGAUGCCACGUACCGACCGCCUCGAGGUAUGUCUACCACCAAACUACAUUCAACAACAACAACAACAACAGCAACAACAACAACAGCAUGGGGCCCAACACGGCGCAGCCGGGGCCUCAAGGUGCCCGAUGGCCGCGCCCAAUACCGUGUAUCAAGUGCCGGCCGGUCCCCCCAAUCAGGUGUCGCCCGUUUCCACGAUGCAGUCUGUCAAUCAUCCACCAUCCCCGACCACGAUCACCACCACCUCCUUCUGCACCCCGUUACACAAUCCCCAUGCUCACCAUCACCCGAUCCACAACUUGAUCUACGUCCACGCAUACUACUGAAGACGAUCAAAUUCGUCUCGCGACAUUCUCUUCUUUUCCCUAUCUUUCUCUUCCUUCUUUAGAGGAAUUCUCGAUUCGAUUCAUUACCCUUUUGUACCGGUGUCUGCGUAUCGUUGUAAGACGUUUUUCAUUUCGAGGAUUUUAAUUUCGAUUUGUACCCGGGUGAUACGAACGUCGUGACGAGUUGUACCGGUUUAAUUUCAAGUGUGUCUGAGUUUAUUUUCAUUCGUGUUCAGGACCACGAGACCGCUUAGUGUUCCUUUUAGAUAACGCGCAAAAUUCGAGUUCGUUCGGGAGCAGGUCAGCCCGAGCUGGAUCGAGAUUUUCGAACAGAGAGACAAGAACCUAGGUUGGAAAUCGAAAAUCUGGCUGACUCCCGGUUAAACUAUAAGUCGUAAAAGCAUAGAUGCAAGUUCGUUCGAUUAUUCCACUGAGAAGUGUUACAUACAUAUUUAUAUACACGUACUCGAUAAACGAUAAAAAAUAUAAUUGCGUGUACGAUAUAAAACAUAAAUUUCAAAAAAAAAAAGAAAUGAAAUGGAACAAGUAAAUCGCAAAGCAUCGAAGCUUCGUUCCCCGUUCGUUCUGGAUGGACAAGCGAUGUAACAUAUUUUCCGAUUCCGUACAAUCAGUUUCGAGUUCUCGAAUGCUUAACGAUAUCGCAGCAGAUGAUCCGUGCGGGAGUGCAGCGUGUCGAUGAUUUCACGGAUCGCUUGUGACCGAGCGAACUGGGGCGGAACGAAGCUCAUUAAUGACGAAACGGAAACGAAACGGCGAGCCACGUUCACAGUAAAGAACGGCUCUCCCGAGUGAGAAUCUAUAGGCCAUUCGACGACGAACGCGUGGCAUCUACGAUUUCUAUGUACUCUUAUUUAAUAAUCACUUACGGUUAUCGUUAGCACUACGCGUAUAUGGUGUACGAGAACUUUAAUUAAGGGAUUGCGUCGCACAAUGACAAAGUCCGAGACAACGUUCGUGAGAACCGACUAAUUCUUUUCUCUAUUUUCUUUUCUUUGUGUGUAGAGAUUGUACGUUGAGUAAGGUUCAUUCGAGACACGUAUUCUGUGAGAAGAAUAAAAUCGUGAUUGUGAUUAUGAUUAUUAGUAAGAUACUAACAUGAGAUGUGCAAUGACCUCUGAUAAUUAUUUUAUUAAAUUAAAAUCUUUUAUAUAUAUAAAUAAUAUAUGAAAAUGAAGCAGAAGAAAAUUUAUAUACAAUAAGGUUUCAUUAUUUGUAAAGAUAGGGAAUUACGUGAUAAAUUAAGAACUAGAAUAUUCGUAUCCUCGCAACGACUGGUACUGUUCUCUAAUUAAAGAUUAAUCUAUCCGAAUCAAGCGUGGCACUUGAAAUUCUCACCUUUUCCCGUUUCUCAAACACGCGGAUUUAAUUAAAAUCUAAGAACUGGCUGGCUGCUCAACGCAAAGAACAUUCUAUCCCGAGCAUAACAUUUCUUGAGCGUGUACGCACACGCACGCGGCCGAGUUUUGAACGAAAGUUGGUUCGUCUGUCGGGCGUAAGUUUUAUAAUAUUCGAGUUUACAGAUUUCCCCGGAGCCUGUAUCGUUUCUUUCGCCCUGCGGCUUUCGCGGAAUUAACAAGUUUCGCGCGGCAGUUUCCGUAGCGAAAAUGAAUAAAGUCGAGGGGGGGGGGGGGGGGGGGUAGGUAGAGAAGCGGGCGAGAAUAGUGGUCACGGAUCGACGCGCAAAACUCGCGAAUCGCUUGCGAAACGUAGCUUCCCUUUCCGUUUCUCUUUUUUGGAACAAGAAACGGCUUUUUGUAGAGAGCGAAUUUAAUACGUUUUCCGUGUAGACGAUCGAUAACGAGAACUACGAUCACGCGAUUGGACAGCUACAGGAAUUUUCGAUGUUCUUUCGUUCCUCUGGGUUUUAUGUAGGACGAAGUGCCCCGAGUGGAAAUACAUCUUACUAUAAUUUAUCAUCUGUACAUAAAUUCAACAAAUAUUUCCGUUUGUUAUGAAUUGAAAGUGUCUGACUGGAUUUGAUCUCUAGUUAUAAAUAGAAAUGUACGGGAUGCUUCGCACUUAGAUAUUUGAUACAGUAAUCUGUCGACGAGGCGAAUCUAUUAAAGCUUCCUGGUGACUAUACAGUAUCUAUUACCGACGAGGUACGGGAAGAACGAAGACAAUGCUUAAUAAAGAGAAAAUUAAUCGAGAGAACGAUGUCGCGAGAGUGGAACGAAACUUACGCGAGGAGAACAGCGUCCUCUGAAAGCGAAGCUAAGUGAUUUAUUGCUCCCAAUUGCAACGUGUUUCAUACAUAGUAUCGACAAAUUCGAACGAGAGGACUAUCUAUAAUGAAAAAUUAUGACUGCUCGAACAAUUAAACGCUGCAAAUAAUUGGCCGUUCUUUUGUUUCGUGAAACUCCACCUUUUUAUGGAGCGAAUAAUUGAAAGCUUUAAGGGUAACGAGAAAAUGCUUGUUCUUACGUUCUCGUUCGAGAAUUAUCAUUCGGUCAUUGCACAUUUACACGAGGCACACUUUUAAGCAGCGUUUUAAAGAAUCUAUAUCUACACUUGUGUACGUAUACAGAGAUAGGUUUGCACUCGACUAUUCAACCGUGCAUACGUACAUAGUUAACACGUGUACAUAGUAGGUAGGUUAACAAAUUAACUCGAAUCAACUGUAUUUCGUAUCGAGAAAAACGAGAGCUAAGGACGAAGGAUACCUAAAUUCGUUGAGUUUCAAUUGUUCGUUUCGUGGUUCGUCGAUCGAAGUGAUUAAAUAUUUUAUCGAGUUCCUAAUGAAUUUUCCAGCCUGGGACUUAAAUAUGUACCCUUUCGUUUCGCGUACAUAGUCGAGGUUUUUUACUGAAUAUGAUGAAAUUAAUAUUUUCUUUUAUAAAUUAUAAUUUAAAAAUUCCUUGUACCCUCCGAAAUUGUUCCUUAUCUACGUAGACACGUUUUAGAUUUCUGUAUUGUCCUCUCUUUCUCUCUCUCUCUCUCUCUCCCCUCGUCUAAAAUAAUAAUGUUAGGACUUUACGAUUAAGUACGAACAAAAAAGGAAAAAAAGAGUACAGAAAAAAAAUAUAUCAAAUUAUUAUACAAUGUAAUGUCGUUAAUUAAACUAUUGCAAAUAGAAUUCGGAACUAUUAUCGAUUUAACAGCUAAUAACAAUUGGUCUCUAACGGUAAUGAUUAUAAUUAUUAUAAUAUUUGGUAACACGUACGAUAAUGAUGAUAAUUAAUAUAUCAUAAACGAUACACCUAUUUGUGAUGUAACACUCGAUGACUUGCACUAAAAGUUCGGGUCAGCAAUGAAAUUUAUUGACGAUGAAUUCAAUAAAAGAAAUAUAAUUGAAAUUGAAAAAAACAA